Molecule: messenger RNA, 2358 nt
Organism: Spodoptera litura
Lineage: Eukaryota; Metazoa; Arthropoda; Insecta; Lepidoptera; Noctuidae
Gene: Anxb13
Product: annexin B13
Cellular component (GO): cytoplasm; vesicle membrane; nucleus
Molecular function (GO): calcium ion binding; phosphatidylserine binding; calcium-dependent phospholipid binding
Source: RefSeq, a predicted model, not a curated record
UACUUUGCUAUUUGUAGACGUCAUAGCAUUCGGUUAUUGCAUUGCAUCCAGUUCUCGCUAAAGUAGUUUUUAUAAAAAGUAGGAGUAGGAAGGAAAUCGACCCACGUCAUCACAUUAGGGUCUUGUGUUCAUUGUGCAAUACAAUUAGUCACUGCCCCGUGGUUCGUCACUAUAAUAUUAAUCCAGAUCGGUGGUUAGUAAACGGCGCUCAGUUCCUCAGUGUGUGAUAAGUUCUUCAUCAAUAAAGUUGUAUUAAAAUGAAUCCGUGGCAGCAAGGCCAAGGAAACCCGCAACAACAAUACUAUCAUAAUAUUGGAUUCUGCAACAGUGCCCCACAGUCUUUUGGGAACCCAAUGCCUAUGCCAGGAAUGCCAACAAUGGGAUACCCAGGACCCCAGCCUGGUGGCGCUCCCGGAUACCCCCAGGUAUCGCAGGGUUACCCUCAACAACAAAACUCUCCAUAUCCGAGACAACAAGUGAAUCAGGGUUAUCCAAAUUCUGCUCAAGGGUACCCAGGUCAGGGUUACCCACAGACUGCUCAAACCGGGUACCCCCAACAGGCUCAACAAGGGUAUGCCCAACCUGCUCAAAGUAGUUACCCUGUUCAAGGGCAAGGUAAUCCUGGUUACCCACAAAGUGGCCCAGGUUACCCUCAAAGUAGCCCCGGUUACCCGCAAACUAACCAAUACCAGGGGCAACAACAGUAUAGUCAGUCUCAUGCUAGCCACCAAGCUUACAAUGUGUCUUCAUCAUAUGUUGCAAUGCCAAAGACGAAGCCGACUGUUGUGCCGGCAAAUCCCUUCGACCCUCGGGAAGAUGCCGCCGUCCUUCGGAAGGCCAUGAAAGGCUUCGGUACAGACGAGAAGGCUAUUAUCCACGUUCUCUCUAGGCGCACUAAUGAACAGCGUCUCCGAAUCGCCUUCGAGUUCAAAACUCUCUACGGAAAGGAUCUGGUGGCGGAUUUAAAGAGCGAAACCAGUGGCAAGUUUGAGGAUCUACUGGUGGCUCUUAUGACUCCCUUGCCGCAGUUCUACUGUAAGGAGCUCCAUGACGCCAUCGCGGGCAUCGGCACUGAUGAGGACGUUCUCAUUGAAGUGAUGUGCACCAUGUCCAACCACGAGAUCAACGUCAUCAAGCAGACUUACACUGCUAUGUACGGAAAUCUUCUUGAGGACGACCUGCGCGGUGACACAUCUGGAAACUUCAAACGGCUCAUGACGUCACUCUCUAUGGGCAAUCGAUCUGAGGACUUCCACGUUGACGCGGAGAAGGCUAGGGAGGACGCCAGGAGCUUGCUCCAAGCUGGUGAACUGCGUCUCGGCACUGAUGAAUCAGUUUUCAACGCGGUGCUCUGCUCUCGUUCCUUCCCGCAGCUGAAGGCCAUAUUUCAGGAGUACCAGUAUCUGACUGGACAUGAUAUUGAUGACGCUAUCAAGGCCGAGUUCUCUGGUGACCUUGAGAAGGCUUUGAGGGCUAUUGUGAAAAGCGUCCGCAACAAGCCGUUGUUCUUCGCGGAACGUCUGCACAAGUCGAUGAAGGGUCUGGGCACCAACGACCGCCAGCUCAUCCGUAUCAUGGUCACACGGAGCGAGAUCGACCUUGGAGACAUAUCGGAUGCCUUCCAGGCUAAGUACGGAGAGACGCUGCAGAGCUGGAUUGAGGGCGACUGCUCCGGCCACUACAAGAAGGGUCUGCUAGCGCUCCUUGGCCUCUACUAAACUCAGAAGCACCUGAUGAUCACCAUCAGACCGAAGUACAUCAUUGAAAUGUUUCAUUUAUUGUUACUCUUUAAAUCUCAGUGGUUAUCGAUGUAAUUCAUAUUAUUUUUAAGAUUGUCUGAAGUAUCUCAAUGUUAUUAUUAUUAAUAGUAAGUUUUCUACACUUUUUUAAUACGUCUACAUUUACGUUUUAACGCUGCAUUGGUUUGUUUAUGAUCGAUGUAGAUUUUAAUAAUGACUUUACAAGAAAGUAUUUCGGAAAUCUGCCACUUUAUAUAUUUCAAAAUAUCCCAAAAUUUUGACAUACGAAUACUAUUGUACAUGCACCUACAUCGAUUGUAUAAUAAACCAAUAAGCGAGAACUACGAUUCUGCAGAAGUUUUAGAUUAUUAUCAAUAGAUGGCGUUGUACCAAUAUAGUAUAGUGACAUCUAACGUGUCUUCUUGACACUACGCGUCCUAUGAAGGUAUUAAGUAUUGGAUUUUCAAUGUUAUACUAAUUAUUUUGGAUCUUUUGAUGAUAAUGCCAUUGCAAAUUAGUCUUUUAGGACUUUUAUAAUCUCAUAUAAAACGAUCUUAAAAAAAUAUAUAAAUUUCGUAAAAAAAAAACUAAAAACAACGCCUUAUUAAAUAAGUUGUUA